UGUUUCCCCGGGAAAUUUUAUUGUUUCGUAUUUGUUUCUAAGUUUCGAGAAAUUAUGGUGUUUUAGUCUUAAUUUAGCUGGUUUUGCGUUCUGGGUCUUCUAUAUUUUGCUUGAAGGAUUAAACUUUGAAUGGUAAAGAUCAAAACUGUUUCUUCAUAGUUGAUCAAAACAGAGCGGGCCUUAGUUUUCUCGAGGAAAAAAAGAAAGAAAGAGAGAAAGAAAAAGGUGUUGAGUUGAAUCCCAUUUUUUGUUUUAGUUUUUCGUUUCCUUAAUUUUUGCUGAGAAAAGGGUAAUUAACAAAUCCAACAGUGAACGAAAAAUAGUUGAUCUAAAAAAGCGUUUUCAACUAAAAAAAAAACAAGAAUCUUUCCACUUCCCCCCUUAAAUUUUGCUGUCCAAAGGUCAAUAAUCUCGCUCUUUGCUCUCUUCAUUUACCCUUUGAUUUCUUCUACUGUUCAUCAUCGUGAAGUUUAGAAGGGGGAAAAAGCACAACUUUCUCUUUCUUUGUUUUCUUGUCUAUCUUUUGUUUCCCAAGAAAAAUCAUGAAUUUCGACACAGCUUCAAAGCAAUCUAAUAUCGACCGCUUCCUUCAAUGCACGACACCCACUGUCAGAUCCCAGUUCCUUCCAAAGAUUGAGAUCGCGAACCUGAAUCGAUUAUGGCAUCCGUCGGAGACGGAAAAGAUCGAAUAUUUCACAUUGAAUGAUCUCUGGGAUUGUUACAAUGAAUGGAGUGCUUACGGUGCCGGCGUUCCUAUCACCUUAGACGAUAACGAAACCUUAGUCCAAUACUAUGUUCCUUACCUGUCAGCAAUUCAAAUAUUCACCAGCAACUUAAGGGAUGAGAUUGAAUCUGGUGAUGGGGAGAGAUCGUCGGACUAUUUUAGUGAUUCGUGCAGUACCGUUGAGAGCGAGAGCGAUAAGUUGUGGCGGUCGGACGGAUGUUGCUCCUCCGAGGACGGUGGAUCCUCUGAACAAGACAGCGUUUUGCAUUUUAAUAAUCGUUUGGGGUACCUUUACUUUCAGUAUUUUGAGACAUCAACGCCUUACGAAAGAGUUCCACUCAUGGAUAAGAUUAGUGGAUUUUCUAGAAGAUACCCUGGUUUGAUGUCGUUGAGGAGUGUCGACCUUUCUCCGGCUAGUUGGAUGGCAGUUUCUUGGUAUCCAAUCUAUCAUAUCCCAAUGGGAAGGACCAUAAAGGACUUGUCCACAUGCUUCCUUUCUUACCACACGCUAUCGUCAUCUUUCCAAGAAACGGAUGUUGAAGCCGAUGUCGAGAGAGUCGAAAAGAACCGAAAGGGAGGUGAGGGAAUCUCUCUUCCACCCUUUGGUUUGGCAACUUACAAGAUGCAAGGCAAUGUGUGGCUCUCACCGGCUGGAUGCGAAGGGGACCAAGAGAGGUUGUUGUCACUUUUGAGCGUUGCAGAUUCGUGGCUGAAGCAACUGAGCGUCCAACACAAUGACUUCGACUACUUCUCGGGUAUUCGACGUGGCUAAAAGCUCCCAUGGUGAUGCAUUUAGCACUUGUUAUAAAAAAAUGGGUGAGAUUUGAGAGACGAGGUGAGGCUCUUUAGCUUUUGAACACUCUUUUUAUGGAUUGUAUGAUAUGCUUUCUUUAACCAUAGUGGUAAGGUAUGAUAGUUAUCACAAUUUUCUCAUAGCAAAUACAAAUUCUUUACGGUAAAAUAC
Messenger RNA from Hibiscus syriacus, 1688 nucleotides. RefSeq lists its product as uncharacterized. The transcript is spliced from 6 exons. The coding region runs from base 543 to 1496 and encodes 317 amino acids. The record is from RefSeq and is a predicted model, not a curated record. NCBI's taxonomy places the organism in Eukaryota, Viridiplantae, Streptophyta, Magnoliopsida, Malvales, Malvaceae.